Cladocopium goreaui is the source of this 1319-nucleotide messenger RNA. Lineage: Eukaryota; Dinophyceae; Suessiales; Symbiodiniaceae. The record is from the annotation of a GenBank genome assembly.
ACAACACCUGGUUUCAUCAUUUGAAAUGUCGCGGCUGCAUUGUUUUCCGAAGUUUUUCCGCUUGGCAGUUGUUGUUGCAUGGGCAGGGGCAACAAGUUCGUGUUUUUGUGGAUGUUGGCACCUCGUGCAGCAGUUGGGAGUUUGCAGAACCCCACGCUGCGCCAGCAGCUGGGCUGAUUUGGAGGAACGCUUACCCUCCAGUUUGGUACCAGAACCGCGGCUCAUUGACUCCGUCCUCAAACCAGAGAAACCAAACUUGGAAGGCCAUUUAGUUUUAUUCCGCGAACGAAAUGGCUGGUGCCCCUAUUCGGAGCGUGUGUGGCUGGCAAUGGAGGCCAAAGGCUUGGAGUAUACUACUGUCCUUGUGGACAACUAUGGCUCGCGCGCUGCGUGGAUUGGAGGGCAAACCCCUCAGGUGCAAUGGCCCAGCGGCAAACGGCAAGGUGAGUCGUUGGACAUUGUCAAGGCCCUGGAUGAAGAAUUUCCGGAUACCCUGGCCUUGUGGCCAGACAAAGAGGUCACGGAGUUAGUCAACGCCUUUCGUAGCACCUUUCCAAAACAGACCAGGCCAUCGUCCCGAGCAGCCUUCCUCUUCAGUUGGAACGGUCCCGUGUUUCGCUCCGAAUUCGAAAAGACCUUGGACAAGACCGAGGAGCUUUUGGGCAAGCACGGAGGGCCUUUCUUCCAUGGCAAGCAGAUCUCUGCAGCAGACUGCGCCUGGGCACCCUUUUUGGAGCGCUAUGCGGCACAGCUGCCUUUACUGCAUAGUGGCCUCCGACCCUACGAUCCUAGCCGAUGGCCUCGUCUGGGUGCUUGGUAUGAAGCCAUGGAUGCAGAGGUCCCAGCCUACUCGGCCCGCGUGCGCGGGGAUGAAGACUCUUGGAGGAAGGUGCUGGCCCAGGCAGGGUAUGGCAAUGCAGGUGUGCCACCUGACCUAGUCGAGGAGGAUGCUGAGCACCCGCAACCAGCUGUUGGAGCAUGGGCCACCUACGCUGCCCAGAGGCCCUUUCUGGCACCCACACCUGCGGAAGAGGCAGCGGCGCGAAUCGUGCGAAACCGUGAAGCUUUGGCCAAAGAUGCCAUGGCCCAGGGUGUUCAGCAAAGUGAAGUGGAUGAAGGCUUGCGCGCGGUGGCUGCCGCUCUUCUGGAGGAUUCGCCGCCGGAUGCAUCAUCUUCCAUGGCAGCAGUGGCUGCGUACCUCGAUGAUCGAUUGUGUGUUCCGCGGGACAUGGGUCUGCUUCCGGCCAAAGCCAUCCGCCAAUUGGCGUGCAGCCUGAAGUGACCUGUGCAGAUGUGGCCGAACAUUUGAAGAAAAAAAA